Talaromyces proteolyticus is the source of this 621-nucleotide messenger RNA. RefSeq lists its product as uncharacterized. The transcript has 4 exons. Lineage: Eukaryota; Fungi; Ascomycota; Eurotiomycetes; Eurotiales; Trichocomaceae. Bases 1 to 621 code for a protein of 206 amino acids. The record is from RefSeq and is a predicted model, not a curated record.
AUGGAUUCGAAGUCCCUAGUUCCCAUGCGCUACGAGCUUUUACCUCUGGGAAAUAUCAAGCCGCAAGGUUGGGUCAAAGACCAAUUGCAGCUUUCAGCAGACGGUCUGGGUGGCCAUUUGUUCAAAUUCUAUCGCUUCGUCAAAGAUAGCACCUGGAUGGGAGGAACCGAGGAAUAUAGUCCCUUGCGAGAAUCGGCUCCCUAUUGGUACAAUUACAUCGUGCCGCUGGCCUAUAGCCUCGACAAUGAGGAUCUGAAAGACCAGGCCAACAAGUUUCUCACUCGACUACUCGAUCAUCAGCAUGAAGAUGGUUGGAUCGGCCCCGAGACGACCAAUGCAACACGAGCUAUAUUGAGGUUUACCAAAUUGGCUCACUGUAUGCUAUCAGACAAUUUCACUGGAUUUAUUCCUACCGAUGGGGAUGAAUUCGACACCCAGAAAUUCGGUCAGGCUCGGGCACAUGAACGGUCGACCACGCUUCAGUGGUUAUAUGAGCAGGAUACUAUGGACCUCAUGUGGAAAGGAGGAUCAAAGUUCUUUACAGAGGAUCAGUUUCCAAUUGCCCCUUCCGUGAAUCCUGCCAUAAACUUUCAGCAUGGAGUCAAUCUUAUUCAAGGUUAG